AAAAUUCAUCGGUGCGAGAACGCUUUCACUACAGCAAAAAUAACUUUUCACAAUGCAGCUCCUUUUCGUGGCGACCUUUGCCGUCGUUCUGGCUUGCGUGUAUGGCCAAGCGGCCAACAGUGUCAUCGUGGCGCAAGCGCAGGCCAUCGUGGCGUCGGCGACGAAGAUCCAGGGCGAAUCCGGCAACACUAACGCGGUGUACACAGAUAUGGGCGACAUUAUGACGGCCGUGGCCAACAUCGGCGACGCCCUCGUUCAGUCCAAUACCAAACUCAGCGGUCGCGCUUUCAACGGAUUAUCCUUGGCCGGAGGUAUUCUGAACGGUAUCGGUGGCGCUCUCACCGCAGCUGGCAAAUCCUAAACCUGUGCAUCCGAACCACAUUCCGGCAUACGGGACGCAACCUGCUAAGGAGCCAUCCGUUUGUGAAAACAGAACUUUUUCUCGAUUUCAAUGUAUAUUUUUUAUGUUUACGAUACAAUAACUAAAGUUUAGCAUAGAAAUGCAUUCCAAUGUGUGUUAAGAAUCGCUUUGCGCCAUUGA
This is a messenger RNA of Paramacrobiotus metropolitanus, 541 nucleotides long. RefSeq lists its product as uncharacterized. The transcript has 2 exons. The record is from RefSeq and is a predicted model, not a curated record. The coding region runs from base 53 to 361 and encodes 102 amino acids. NCBI's taxonomy places the organism in Eukaryota, Metazoa, Tardigrada, Eutardigrada, Parachela, Macrobiotidae.